This is a messenger RNA of Musca domestica (house fly), 6449 nucleotides long. RefSeq lists its product as uncharacterized. Bases 785 to 5776 code for a protein of 1663 amino acids. NCBI's taxonomy places the organism in Eukaryota, Metazoa, Arthropoda, Insecta, Diptera, Muscidae. The record is from RefSeq and is a predicted model, not a curated record. Gene Ontology annotation, molecular function: DNA-binding transcription factor activity, RNA polymerase II-specific; RNA polymerase II transcription regulatory region sequence-specific DNA binding. The transcript has 6 exons. Gene Ontology annotation, cellular component: nucleus. Gene Ontology annotation, biological process: regulation of transcription by RNA polymerase II.
UGGUACUCACUUUGGCUCCUCAGUUGGUUCUUGUGUUAUGUGUGGUGUUGUUGUUUAUUUUUGUUUUUUGUUUUUGGUAUUGUCUUCGUCUUCUUGUGGGUUAUUUAAGCUGCUCUUUGUGAGAUAGGUAGCCUCCAGAGACGACGAUCAUGACGAUCACAACAUUUUUUUGUUGUGUAUGGUUUCGAUCCGUGCAAAAUACAUCAAGAGUUAGUUGUUAGUUGAACGUUACCGUGAAGACGUCAUCAAAAGUUGAAUUUAAAGCGUUACGGCAAACUGCGGUGUGGCGUAAAUUAAAAAAAGAAACAAAUUUUCCUAAGAAAUAAAAAAAAAACCACAACAACAAGAAACGUGAAAAAGAAGAAAAUUAAUUUUUGUUUUGUGUGUUCAAAACCAACGACCAAAAAACAAAAAAAAAAACUUGUCGUUCGUAACGUGUAUUUGACAAGCCCAAACGUCCGUCGUCUUUCGUUGUUCAUAGUUAUAUAUUUUUUGAGGUCGUUUUCACGUUGUAUGUGUUUGUGAUUUAUUAUUGUUCUUGUUGUUACGGUUAUUAUUUAAUUGUGUUUAAUUUGUAAAAAUAAUAACAAUAAAAAAGAAUCUCACACUUUUGGGUGCUUAGAGGAGGAUAGGCCCAUAAUACCCCCCUCGCUCGCACCCUUUUCCCGUUCGUCACAACGAUUUGCAUAAACUCCGCGAAUGGAAUUUCAACAAAAAAUGUUUAAAAAAAUUUAACUAAAAAACAAAAGAGCAAAAAAAGCCAGCAAAACAAAACUUGUUCAAAAUGCUAACAACAAAAAUAUUACCCACCCGGGACAGUAGUGGUCUACACAAAACGGCGAAAAUGAACAGAAAAUCCACUCUCAAGACUGAGAGUGGCCAAUCCAUUUUAACCAAGGCCCUGCAACAACCUUUGAUCUUGGCUCCAACUACGGCCAACAGCACAGGCCGUUAUCGCCGUUGUCCCAAUUCCCCAACAUCGUCAUUGGCCACCUGUGACAGUGAUUUGGCCGAAAAUUUGGACUCACGUAAUUUUCCCGAUCACCUGGGCUGUGGUGAGGUUUUCACCUGGCAUUGUGAGGGUGAAUUCUAUGCCGUCGAAUGUCGCCUAUGUGAUGAUCAUCCUUUGUGUCCCCUCUCCGAGUUUCCCCUGCACAUGGAGGCGUGGCAUACCGAAUGGACGGGCAGGCUAACCAUUGAUGGCGAGGAGCUGGAAGCUGACAGCAAUGAUGGGGAUGAACAGGAGAAUACCUCUGGCCUGAGUGAGGAAAUUGGAGAGGAGGAGCAGGAGGAAGGGGACUACGAUGAAGAACACAAUGAUUUAUACCAUGUCCUGGCUUUGACAAAUCAAAACAAUGAAGACAGUGGUCUGUGUGAAUACGAUCAUGAUGAGCCGAAUGCACCAACCUUGGGCACAGCUUAUGAUGAGGAUGAACAUCAUCAACGGCUAUUGGAGCCGUUCGAACAGGUAUUGAUUGAACAAGAGGUGGCUGAGGAACAACAGCAACAACAACAACAGCAGCAACAUCAUCAGCAUCAGCAUCCGCCACAACAAGAAAUCGUGGAAGACCACAAUGAAGAAGAAAGUCAUGAAAGUCAAAUUAAUGAAAAUUCCGCCGUAGAGCAGAGGGGAGUGGCAAUCACACCAAGAGGUGGGGAAGAAGAUCAAUUAGUGGCCGAACUGGUGGUGACAGACGUUAAAACAAAUAAUACAACGGUUUUAACGGCAGCACCUCAGACUCAACAGCAGACCAACAGCUUCCAAAAUCGAAAAUCAAAACAAUACCCAACGGAGAGCGGCAGUUGUGCUGCUGCUGGUGGUGGUGAAACUCUCGAGAGAAAACCCGAUUUUUCUCCAUCCAUUGUGAAAGAAGAGUAUUCCUUAAGAGAAUAUAAUGUAGAGAGCGAAUUAAGAGAGUUUAUUUUGAAAAUAACGGGAGAGCCCCAAACCCCCACCACCAAUACCAACAACAGCAACAGCGAUGGGGAAAUCUUGCACGCAGCCUCACAAGUCAUGGCCCAAAAAGAGAAAGAUCCGCUAUCAAGUUCUUCUUCAUUUUGUUGUUGUUGGGACAAAAAUAAACAUGAUCAUCAACACGAACAACAACAACACCAACACCAUUGCCCGAAAGAAAGUUGUAUUGGAAAACCCGAAUUAAAGACAUUAACAGGUGAAAUUAAGAAAGAGCCAGAACAGGUCAAACAAGAUCUAAAACAAAAACAACAAAUUAAACGGGAAGAAGCAGAAGAAGAAGAUGAAGUCGAAGUUCCAAUACCGAUUAUUCUGGAAACUUGCAAAGAUUCCAUUUUAGAAGAGAAAGUAGAAGCCCCUACUCCUAUUUCCUCGCCGCCGUUGCCAACAAUUCCAGAAGAAACGAAUACGGCAGCACGUUGGGCGCCAUCCCGCAAACGAAAAUGCCGACGGAAUUCCCAAACCAUUGGCAAUGUUGCAAAACCAGCCCCCAGCAAAUAUCUUAGUUCUUAUCAGAAAUUUUUGGAAACAACAGCAACAACAGCGGAGGUGGAGCCGGAGAUUAACAGCUCCCCCGAACCGGAAAAUGAGCCCAAGCGCCGAAGGACCUAUUCCAGGGCCUGUAAAAAAUCAACACCAUCCGCCAAGAUCCAGAAAGCAACUGAAGAACUACAAAUUAACACCAACUUGGACCAAGGAGGCAAAGUCGAAGAAGAAGCAGCCGCAGCAGGUCCCCAAAUACCCUACAACUUCCUGACACCCAGCCAAAGUGAGAUCUCAUCGGCCAGCUCUCCCAACUCCGAAAAGUCACAGAAAAUACACGAAUUGGUAAAGCAGUGUGAGAGAAUUGCAAGGGAGCACAACUCGUCCUCCUCAUCUUCUGCUUCAUCUGCUUCCUCCACAAUAUCCAGCAUUUCGAAUAAGACACGAGAAUUGCGUCGGCAAACCAAUAACAGGCAUCGACGAUCUCUUACCCCGGUUGAGGUGUGUGACAUACAACCUACGGUACCGCUAAACGAUCACCUCCUGAAUAUCUAUGAUGAGUCGAACGGCGGUAACAUGUCACCCCAGUCUCUGUCGGAACAUUUGGAAUCGCUGGCCUGUAGCCUGCUGGAUUGUGAUGAAUUCCCCGACGAUGAUGAUCGUUCGGUGGCCUCAACCACAUUGACGGGCGAAAACCUCUUUGAAUCCUCACCACCCUCACCCGCCUCGCCCAGAACCGAAGAGGAACAUUUUGAGUUCCAUGAACCAAGGGAAAAGUUGAACAAGAUUCAUGUCAUGAAACUCAUUGAACUGUACAAGCAGCAAACCCGACUGUGGGAUCAAAGCCACACGGAGUUUUGUGAACCGCAUCUGUGUCGGCAGUCUUGGGAGUACAUAACCGAACGAUGGAAUGCCUUCUGUGAUCGUAAAUUCCACAUAACCGAGGUAAGGAUAAGGAUUUCCACUCUAUGUCAAAGGUAUCUGAAGGAACGUGAACGCAUCCAACGUAACGGCGAUCGGGAGGAGAACAUUAAAUUCCCCUACUACAAGGAAUUAUCCUUUUUGGAGCAACAUCGUUCGCUGCAAAAACGUCGUGAGGUCUAUGAACAGCAAAACGACAAGAUUUUGGAUAUCUAUCAGCGACAUCUGAUCCUGUGGCAUGUACGCUACUACAAGGUGCGUCAGGUCAAGGAACGCAACAAGGCAUUCCAAAGUAUCAGUGUGGAGUUGAAAAAUCACGGUAUCUAUCUCUCAUCGUCGGGCGUGCAGAAACGCAUACGGUCACUGCGUAAAUGUUAUCGUUUGGAGAAGAUUCGCUAUCUCCGGGCCCAGGUGGAGAAAACGGAAUUUGUGCCCACCUUUAAACACUAUGCCAAAAUGCAGUUCCUGGAGAAACACAUCGAACCGUUUGUGUGUCGACUGUGUGGCAAAAUUUUCGAAAGUCUACCACCCUUUAAGGACCAUGUGGAGACGUCAAGUCAUGGUAACAUUCUCGAAGAGGAAGAUGAUGAAGAAUUGGAAAUCUUGGCCACCACGAACUCUCUAGCCUCCACCACCAGCCCCGAUACCAUACUCUGUGGCAACAAUGGCCAAUUUGAGAUCAGCAUGCAGGCCGGAAAUCAAAAUUCUGUAAAUCUUUUCAUUAAACCUCUGCCGCCACAGGGGGUUAACACCAUUUCUGCUCACAACCAACACCCUACCACGCUUUGUGACUCCACCAUUUCGGGCUUGCCCACCGAUGAUCAGUUAAUGGAAGGCAUUAUUCAAACGGUAUCAAAUGACGAUGACUUUGUUCCUCAAACACUUGAUACGUAUGUCCAUUCAUAUGAAGAUCAGGGUGAUGUUACAGCGUUCCUGGAAUCGGCGGCGAAUAAUAUUGGCAAUGCGACGCAGAUAUUAACGGCAUCGGAUCAACAAUGCACGGAGGAUCCAGUUGCAGUGUUCAAUGAAAAUCUUCCAAAAAUUCUGGGCCGACGGCGUUCAACCAAACCAAAAUCCUCCGAUGUUGUGGACGAUGAGUGUCAUUCCGGCGAUGGUGAUGCCCAGUGUGCCCGUCUAUCGGACGAUGAAAUUCGCCUAAUGAUAUCCGUUUAUCGUCGUUACCGCCAACUAUGGGAUCCAAAUCAUUUGGAUUAUAAUACACGAAGUUUGCGGCGCCAGGCAUGGUUCUCGCUAACAUCGGAAUUUAAUAAAAUCUUACAUCGUAACUUUUCGUGGCGUUCGCUGUAUCGGAAGUUAAUCGAUUACGCUAAAUACUAUAAGAAAUUGGUGGCCGAACAAAGUCCGGGAGAUAUUAAAUGGGCGUUCUAUAAGGAUUUGACAUUUUUGGAUGAUGUGAUCGGUGUCAGCAAUGAAAUGGGCAAGUCCAUACACGACCGUAGCGUAACCCUAAAACUCAUUGAAAUCUACAAAGAUCUGCCGCAAUUGUGGAACACCCGAGAUCCGGAUUACAAUAAGAGGCCGGUGAAGCAACGUAACAUCAACAUUGUCUACAAUCGCCUGAUCGAGGGAACCAAUAAACAAAUCAGUCCGGAACGUAUUAAGAAUCGUAUCAUUGAGCUGAGGACGCAAUAUCGUGCCGACAAAAAGAAACGUAUCCGAUGCCUGAAUAACAAACAGAAAUUCUUUCCCGAUUUUGAAUAUUAUGAGGAAUUUAAUUUCAUUGAUGCCCACAUCGAUCCGUUUGAGUGUGAGUUCUGUGGCAUGGAUUUCAAAAAGCUCAAAGAUUUCAAUUGCCACCUGCGCAAGGAACAUGAACCGAAGCGAAGGAAAUUCCGUGGUAAAGGUGGCGAUGAGGCAUCGUCAUCGCAAAAUUUGGAUAAUGUUUGUCACAUAUGUGGGGCGAAAUUUAGUAAUCGUGGCAAUUUGGGUCAUCAUCUGAUACGUCACGAGGGUGUGCGUAAUUUCGCCUGUACCAUGUGUCCCAAGAAGUUCUUCAAUUCGCAUUCAUUGAAAAUUCACGUGCGAAGUCAUACCAAAGAAUGUCCAUAUGUUUGUGAGAAAUGUGGUCUGUCGUUUGUGAAUGCCAGUAAAUUGAAUCAACAUGUCCUCAGGCAUACGGGAAAGAAGGAUUUCAAGUGUGAUCACUGUCCCAAGGCAUUCUUUACGGCAUUUGAAAGGGAUCGCCAUACCCGAUGGCAUUUGAAUAUACGUGAUAAAAAUUGUCCGAUUUGUGGUAAAUCGUUUGUCAAGGGUUCGUCGUAUUAUGCCCAUCUGAUGUUGCACAGUGACACGAAACGUUUCAAGUGCGACAGCUGUGACAAACAAUUUUCCCAAUAUGCUGGACUGUACAAGCAUCGGAAGAGAUAUCACAGUCCGUAAGGGAAGGAGAUGUAAGGCUAAGAGAAAAAAUAAUUUAUACAAAAAACUGAAAUAUUGUAAAAUAUAAAAAAAAAACUUGCAAACCGAAAAUUUCCUAAACCAAGCCUUAGAACAAAAUCCCAGUAGAGAUUUUAUGGAAUAAAACAGAAUUGAAUUGUAUAAAAAUAAAAAAACUAUUUUUAAGAAAAAAAAAAAGAACAAAUUGUAUAUUUCCCCUCAAAACUCAAAAACCCAACAAAAUUCCUAUUUUUCUUGCUCUUAAGAAACAAAACUUAAAAUCCUUUGGAUAUUAAAACGAAGAAAGAAUAACAAAUUCAAUUGAGAAACAAAAAACAAAAACAAAAUUUAGACAACAAAUCAACAACAGUUCCUAUGAAAACAUACAUUUAUAUUUAUAUAUAUACAUAUACAUAACACAUUAUAUACAAACAAAUGCAACAACUAUGCAUAUAGUAUUUAAAAAAAAUAUAUAAAAAUACUUAAAAUUAUAAAUAUUUUUAGUAUAUAAAUUGUAUUUAUUUGUUUUAAUUUCAUAUGUUUUUUUUUCCUUAAUUUAAUUAGUAAUUGUUAUUUCUGUAAAACAGAUAUAAGACCAACAAGAACAACAACAACAACAAGUAACAUGGACAAAUUAUACCCCGCAUAGUAAUGUAGAUUAACCUUAUCGAGGAAA